Messenger RNA from Frankliniella occidentalis (western flower thrips), 990 nucleotides. RefSeq lists its product as uncharacterized. The transcript is spliced from 4 exons. The record is from RefSeq and is a predicted model, not a curated record. NCBI's taxonomy places the organism in Eukaryota, Metazoa, Arthropoda, Insecta, Thysanoptera, Thripidae. Bases 30 to 734 code for a protein of 234 amino acids.
GAGAAAACAAGUUUCGCCGAAGACUAUAAAUGGUUGGAAGUAAUAAUACAACGUUAGUUCCGUUUGCAUCUCUCCUUGAUUUCGACACCAUGGUCAGCAAGGUUGUUCUCGUUGCCUUCGUGGCCCUGUGCUGCAGCCAGGCUCUUGUGUCUGCGGCCCCGAAGUCAACCUCCGACAGCAAAUGGGAUCAGUGCCUAAAGAAAUUGCCAGCGCGCGUUGUUGUUGACGCCUACUCUGUGGUUGAUACCAUCUUGCGCUCCCACCACCGUACAUCAGACGAGGCUACUGUCCAGUGCUUCAAUAAGUACCAGAGCGACACCAAAGCCGAAGCUGAGUGCAAGAGGGCCGCAUUUGAGGCGUUGUACAGCAAAAUAAACCAAAAGGCGCAAGAGAUCCAAGAGGUCAAGAAGACAUUCGACAAAAUCAGUGAUGACUGCACCGGCGCACAGCUCGCCGACUCGUGGAUCCCCGAUUGGGCGACUUGCACGAGCGCAUUGACACUGAGCGUCAUCCAAAACACAAGGACAACGCUUGACGACGUUCUGAAGACUAUCAACUCCGUCGACGCUGACCUUCAAGCCUGCGACGCAAACGCCACAAGCGAGGCCGCCCUCGAUGCUUGCAAAACUCAGGCCCAGAAAGCAAUGUACCUAGGAAUUAGUUAUGCACAGGUUAAGAAGGUCUGGAAAUCAUUUAACGAAGUUUCUGCAGAUUGCCUUGCCCCAUUGCCGUAAGAGCGACGACGCUGACGAGGCUGCUCUCGAAGCUUGAAAGAAGGCCACCUUGAACGAGAUGUACCUCGGAAUUCAUGCAGAGGGAGAGAGAGAGAGAGGAGGUCAAAGGCAUCCGUAAAUUAUAUGAACGAGUUUUAUUAGACUUCCUCGUCCACGGGUUCGGUUAAAUUGUUGUUUUACGCACUUGAUUGUAAUCGAUGAAGGUGGCUGGUUUAAAGACAAUAAAAUACCGAGUAUGCUUCCUGCUAAUAAACUA